UGAGAGCAGCGUAACUUAUCUGUUUGUUUUCUUGUGCUAAAAAAAAAAAAAAACCCAGGGAGCCUUUCCCCCCCUCUCUCUCUCUCUAAAACACGAUCGACGAGAAAUAGCUAUGCAAUCAAAAACCUAGUUUUAGUCCUCGUUCUGGUGAUUCUUCUCUCUCUAUCCCCGUCCGGUCCAGGUAGUUUUCCGAAAUCGUAGCUUCAAGCCUGACUGUAUUAUUAACAUCGAGCAAAACAAGAAACCCUAGAAUUACUUUUCCUUCGAUUCUAAUAAGCCAAGACGUCAUGUACUUUUAUAUGGAUUGUAAUUGAUUAGACGAUCUACACGGAGUAUGAUUCCAGAUUCGUGUUUUUCCCUGUAUGUGUACGUGGUUUCCCUUCGAGGAAAGUGUAGUUAGAUGUUGAUAGUUAAUUGGAAAUUUUGGUAGAGAAUUGGCAUCCUAUUGGAUCUUUUGUUUCAAUUUGUUUUACUGUAGAUUGAGCUGGAUUAAGAUGCGGAACGGCUGAAUUUCAGAUUGUAGGGUUAGUUUGGUUCUGGUUUUGUUAGUUGAAGCUUUGUAGAUUUGUUUUAGCGUGUGUUGGUGAUAUACAUUGGCGGUUAAAGUCAAUAUAUGGAUCAAAUCAUCGUGGACGGUACCUAGCGCUUUGAAUUGAUUAUGGUUAUCUAGAAUUAGUGACUGGAAUCUAGGGCGGUAAAUGCGUUCGGGUGAUUAAAAAAAAUGCUACUAUGAGUUCUGGGUAUUGAUUUUUGGACGUGGGACUGUGUAGUUGAAUUCGGUGUGGUUAUCUUCAUUGGUGGUUAAGUCCUGACUCCUGAGCGGAUCAAAUCGCUGCGUUGCUGUGCUGCACUCUUUGAAUUAGAAUACCGUUGCCGAGAGUGAGUGAGUGGGAUUUAAGUGGAGAUAUCAGGGUGUUGGGUGAUCAAAAUGCUAUUGUGAGUUCUGGGUAUUGCUUUUUUGGACGUGGGGUUGCAUCGUUGAAUUAAGGAUUGGUUAUAAAAUCUCAUCAAGCAUUGCAGAAUGAGCUUGGAGAAUGAAAUUCAAAGUUCUCCCGAUGGGGCUGCUGUACCAUUUUCCGAAUCUAAAAAGCCUUCAAAAUUAUCAUAUACAAGAGACUUCCUUGUAUCGAUAAGUGAAUUAGAUGCUUGCAAAAAGUUACCAAGUGGGUUUGACGCAUCUGUACUAAGUGAAUUUGAAGACGCCUCCUAUGGAAUACAGGACCGUCAAAGAGUUCCUGGCAGCUCACCAUUGCUGAGUUACAGGCGUACCGAGUACAGCUCGUCCCCGCCUCUCAAAGGGGAUUCAAGCAAUUAUUCUCGGGGAACAUAUGGGAAGUGGGACAGCUAUUCUUCUGGACGUAGUGAAAAGGACAGUGACGCAAAAUCUGAUUGGGAUUCAGAUUCUGGAAGGCACCACUUCAACCAAUCUCGACGGUCUUGGCAAACUCCUGAGCAUGAUGGGCUUCUUGGGAGUGGUUCUUUCCCAAAACCGUCUGGAAAUGCAGCAGGAUUGUCAGCUCCAAAGGUUCGACCUAAUGAUCCCCACCAGCUGAACAGGAGUAAUGAGCCGUAUCAUCCUCCUCGCCCUUAUAAGGCGGUACCUCACUUGCGGAGGGGCACCACUGACUCUUUUAAUGAUGAAACAUUUGGUUCAACAGAGUGUACAAGUCAGGAUAAAGCAGAAGAGGAAAAAAGGAGAAGAGAAUCCUUUGAAUUGAUGAGGAAGGAGCAGCAAAAGGUACUUCAAGAGAAGCAGAACAACCCAGACAAGCAUAAAGAUGGUCAUGUCUCAGACGUCAAUGCAUGGCUGGAAGAUAGCAAAGACAAAAAGAGAAUUUCCAACAGAAGCAAUGAAUUGGAGGAGUCUAUGGCACAAACAGUUUCGAAUAAUGACUCAUGGAAAUCUUCUUCACAAAUUCUUGGAUCCAGACCACUUGUACCCCCAGGUUUUAAAAGCACAAUUUCGGAGAAGAAUCCUAAUUCUAGAGCUCUAAACAAUUCCCAUUCGACAGAGGUUACAAGAAUCGAAUUUGAGCAGAAUCUUUAUGAUGCCAAAGCUAUUGGGCAAAAUGGGACUCUUGAUAAUCAACAAGAGAGACAGUCAGCUCAGAAAAUGGAUUUCAGAGAGCCGCAGCCGGAAAAUACACUUCACAUCCUAUCUGUGGAUAAGGGUGAGCAGAUUGUCGACUCAUUAGCAGUUUUGGAUGUCUCUCUUAAGAGAUUUGGUGUGGAAGAUCAACUGUACCGGACUACUAGUCUUUCAGAAGCUUCUGAAACCCAGGAUGGUAGUGAAAGUGUUGAAUUUGAUAUGCAGAAGUUUACAGGGCAUAAAAGCAUUGGCAGUUCCAAACAGGAUCAAUCGACAACUAUUCUGCAAAAUCUUUUUGGUGGUGCUUCAAAAGUGAAUCUCAGUGGAUCCUCGGAUUUCAUCAAGCAUGACGAUGCUAAACAAGAUGAAACACAGAGUUCUGAUGUCGUUAAUUCGUCCAAGUUUGCUCAAUGGUUCUUUGAAGAUGCUGCAGAAAAGGCGGCUGUGGAAAAUCCACCACAAUCUAGAUCAACUGACCUGCUUUCAUUAAUUGUUGGUGGUGAGAAAGGUGGACCCCAGGUUUUUGAUGUGAAAGCCACUGAUCAUAUUCCACCACCUCUUUCCUUCCAAAGUUCUGAACUUACAAACAAGCAGUCCGUAUCUAAUAUGGCAUCUUCCACGAUUGGGAUAUCUGAACACUUGUACGGUUCCAGUAAGCUAGAGGCGCCCCCCGCAAUCCUCACUUGUGAAGACCUUGAACAGACAAUUCUGUCUGAAUAUAGUGAAAGUAAUUCAACAUUGCACACACCUGUUAAAGGAUGGAGUUCUUCUAGUGCAAAGACCGAGGAACCAAAAGCAGUUAUUGAUAAUCUUGCAUCUCAACACCUCAUGUCCUUGUUGCAACGGGGACCAGGCUUAAUAAAUAAUAUAGAUUCACCGAAUCUAGACAGUGGAUCCUCAGGAAAACUACAUGUCUCUGGAGGUGCAAUUGUUGGCAGUGUGACUGACAACUCUAGAGAGGAAAAGCCUGAAGACCACCACCAGUCUGGGAAGUCUCUGACUCUUGAAACGCUAUUCGGAUCUGCUUUCAUGAAGGAGCUGCAAUCAGUUGGAGCACCAGUUUCUGUCCAGAAGGGCUCAGUUGGUUCUGCAAGAAUGGAUAUUUCUGGAGUUUUAGGUGAUAGUUUUGAUAUUGGAUCCAGUAGGAGCAAUGAUGAAAAUAAUGUUCUACUAUCAAGUCAGAAACAGCAAUCAAACUCUGAUAAGAUUGAAAACUGGUUAGGUUUUAAUGACGCUCAAGUUGAAGUAGAUCCAGUAAAUCACCAAAAUGUUGCAGUGUCAAAUCUCGGUGGGUUUGAUGCAGCAGUUGAUAUUCAGCUUCCUGAAGAGGAGAGCUUGAUUACAGUUGGUGAUCCUCUUAGUACCCUCAAUUCCAUGUUCAUGUCUGCUGCAAAUUCAACUCAAGGGGAACUGUUAUAUUCUAACAAAUCGCUUGAUAUGGCUGAAAAGCUGGGAACUCUUAAUGCAGUUUUCAAGGAUGAACGACCUAUGCUCAUAGGUCAAGGAGUUCCGCCUUUUGUUCGUGGUCCUUAUGAUUCAGUGGAGCCUGACAUUCCGUACCGCAAUGUUCAUGCCCAACCAUCAUCUCCCCAUUUUCAAUCCCCUCAUAUGAAUCAUGGGAGGCCAUUUCUGCGUCCAUUAGAUUCGUAUCCUAACCGUGUUAGUUCCCAGAUGAAUUUCAUGGCUCCAGAGGGCAUUUUAGACCAUGAUGCUUCUGCCAAUCAUCAAUUCCGUGCAAAUAUGGCGCGCCCUCGUUUUCCUCACCCUAAUAGUGGGCCAACAGGAUUCGAUCUGCCUCGUCAUUCUAUGUUACAGCAAAUGCAAAUGCCUGGCAACUUUCCACCACCUCAUCUACUUCAGGAGUUUCCCAGGGGUGGUCUGCUGACGCCUCACUCCAGCAAUGAUGCAACUGGUUUUACUCAGGCACUAAACCAAACGCAAGCUCUUCCUUUUGGUCAUCAGCAACCCAAUUAUGGUGGUUUUGGAAUGCGAUUGCAAGCUCCUGAUGUUAGCGGUGGAAGCAAUCAUCCAGAGGCAUUCCAAAGGCUUCUUGAGAUGGAACUCAGAGCAAAUUCGAGGAAGACCACCCACCCUUUUCCUGCUGUCGGUCGCAACCAGGGAAUGUAUGGAGGUCAUGACCUAGACAUGGGAUUUCGGUACAGAUAAUGGGAGCAUCAGUUGUCAUCAGCAACAAAAAGGAGAAACAAAACAGCAAGAGUGCAUCUGUUUCGGUGGAUUGCAUGUUUCCAUGGAGGAUGGGUCUGUUUCAGUGCCUUUCUCUAUGGAGGGUUGAUCGCGGAGAAUGUAAUUACUGGAUUUUAUCUUCCAUGGCACGUGGUUGGGAGUUUGGGUUUUUGGUCCUUUAUGAUUUGGAAAACUUAAAAAAAAAAAAAAAAAGUGGAAAAAAAGACAAAAAAAACAAAGAGAAUAUAUAUAGCUUCUGUAAAAUGCCUUUCGUGCUUUGUGACGCA
Molecule: messenger RNA, 4560 nt
Organism: Rhododendron vialii
Lineage: Eukaryota; Viridiplantae; Streptophyta; Magnoliopsida; Ericales; Ericaceae
Exons: 10
Coding region: 1022-4255 (1077 amino acids)
Source: RefSeq, a predicted model, not a curated record